UGGCUGAUUCCAGCGCUCGGUUAGCCUCAAGCGUUCUCAGUUGAACGCGGUUUAUUGUUCCUCCGAGUCAAGGGGCGAAAUAGAUUUUACAGACCUUUCCGGAUCCCAUUCAAAGUAAUACUUCGCUGAAAUGGCAGGAGGAAAGGCAGGUAAAGACAGUGGCAAGGCCAAGGCAAAAGCAGUGUCUCGCUCACAAAGGGCCGGACUUCAGUUCCCAGUGGGCCGUAUCCACAGGCACUUGAAGACCCGCACUACAAGCCAUGGUCGUGUGGGAGCGACAGCAGCCGUCUACAGCGCAGCCAUCCUGGAGUAUCUCACAGCUGAAGUUUUGGAGUUGGCAGGAAACGCUUCAAAAGAUCUGAAGGUGAAGCGUAUCACCCCUCGCCAUCUACAGCUGGCCAUUCGUGGAGACGAGGAGUUGGACUCCCUCAUCAAGGCCACCAUCGCUGGUGGAGGUGUGAUUCCUCACAUCCACAAGUCCCUGAUCGGUAAGAAGGGCCAGCAGAAGACUGUGUAGUUCCCGCUGGGGUCGCUGUGGACAUGGACUCAAGGACUUGCGUUUGGGAUGUGACCAGAUCGGCUCGUUCAUUCAUUCAUGCGUUCUUUUUUUUUUUCUUUUUUUUAAGUUAAUAUUAAUGUUAUACUAGCUAGCUAACCACAAGUGAUUUGUUAGAGUUUUGCGUUAAUGUUCUAUCGCCAAAAC
Messenger RNA from Sinocyclocheilus rhinocerous, 703 nucleotides. RefSeq names its product histone H2A.V-like. The transcript has 5 exons. Lineage: Eukaryota; Metazoa; Chordata; Actinopteri; Cypriniformes; Cyprinidae. The coding region runs from base 131 to 517 and encodes 128 amino acids. The record is from RefSeq and is a predicted model, not a curated record. Gene Ontology annotation, cellular component: nucleosome. Gene Ontology annotation, molecular function: structural constituent of chromatin; DNA binding; protein heterodimerization activity.